This is a messenger RNA of Closterium sp. Naga37s-1, 1932 nucleotides long. NCBI's taxonomy places the organism in Eukaryota, Viridiplantae, Streptophyta, Zygnematophyceae, Desmidiales, Closteriaceae. The record is from the annotation of a GenBank genome assembly.
AUGAGCAUGUUGGUUUGCACACCUAGUGGGUUGGGUGCAAUGGGGAGUAUUGGAGAUUACGUGUGUUGGAAGCAAGGUGGUGGCAGUGUGAUGGCAGUGGAUGCGAUCAACAGAGACCCCUCCAUCCUCCCACAUCACCAUCUGCGCCUCACCACGGCCAACUACUCCAUGACUGCCCCCAUCGCCAGCAUGAUGGCUGCCUACAGCGUGGUGAGGCAUGCGGCCAGUGGCAGUGGUGGGGCAGCACACAUCGGAGCAAGCAGCGCUGCCUACAGUCUGGUGAGGCAGCGGCCAGUGGCAGUGAUAGGGCCGCACACAUCGGAGCAGGCAGCGCUGGUGAGCCCAUUCGCCACGGCCACUCAAGUGCCCUUCGUGUCCGCCUCUGCCACGGACGCGCAGCUCACUGUGGGCGGCACACGACCCUUCUUCAUGCGCACUGUGCAGAGCGACGGCCACCAGAUGCGCGCCAUUGCCGGUGGGUGGGUGUGUGCUCUCCCGUUUUCCCUGUAUCUCCCACCAGGUGAGAGCAACGGGCAUCUGGUGCAAGCCAUUGCAGACAUUCUGGCAAUAUACCAGUGGAAGGCAUUUAUCGCCAUUCACAGCGACGACCGAUACGGAGGCAAUGGCAUCACAGCGCUGGAAGCAUGCGUGCUUGCACUCAAUCAAGGCAUCAGCAUGGCUCAUCGCGUGGCUAUCACCCCAGGGAGCACGGCAGCAGAGGUGCAGCAGCGCCCUGCAGGUGCUGCUGGAGGUGGACACUGCUGUGUACGUUUUGCACGCAUCCACUGCCGUUGCCACGGCGGUUAUACUUGCUGGUGCGUGUGCAUUCAUGAGACGCCUCAGGAAGCUUCUCAUUUCACGCAGCAGCGCCUGCAGCAGCUGUGUCAGCGCCUGCAGGUGCUGCUAGAGGUGGAUACGGCUGUGUGUGUGCUGCACACGUCCACUGCCGUUGCCACAGCCGUCAUUCUAGCAGCGAACAGGCUGGGUCUGUUUUCGGCCAACAACGUGUGGAUUGCAACGGAAGGGAGUGCACUCCUCGCUGGCUCCGCCCUGCACUAUGCUCAGGGCAUGAUAGUGACGGCCACGAACAUCCCUACCUCCGCUCCCCUGACUGCCUUCAUCUCAAAGUGGCUCACCCUCGACCCUGUGCGCUUCCCCAACGUCAGCCGCCAGAUGCCCAUGGCCUAUGCCCUGGCUUCCCACGAUGCAGUCUACCUCAUCGCUCACGCUCUACACUCCAUCCUCUAUAACAGCAGUUCCGCCAGCAGGAGCAACUCUGUCUCGCUCCCCUCCUCUCACGAAUCCCUCACCUCACCCACUCCCUCUCUCACCAUCCCUUUCCCCCCUCCUCCAAUCCCAACCCCCCCACUCCACACGCUGCAAGCAGCCAUGCUGAGAAUCACGUUCAUGGGCGCAUCAGGCACCAUCUCCCUGUCCCCGUGGGGGUGUGGGUUCCAUGCUGCGAGCAGCCAUGCUGAGAACGACGUUCGUGGGCGCAUCAGGCACCAUCUCCCUGUCCCCCUGGGGCGACCAGCAGAGCAACCUCACUCGCAUCCUCAACAUCCACCACAGUCAAGCCUCAUGCUCUCCCCUCCCGACCCUGCCUUCUAUCCCCCCUCGCUUCAGUGGGGCCCCAUGCUGCGAGCAGCCAUGCUGAGAACGACGUUCGAGGGCGCAUCAGGCACCAUCUCUCUCUCCCCCUGGGGCGACCAGCAGAGCAACCUCACUCGCAUCCUCAACAUCCACAGCCAAGCCACUGACCAGUCAACUCAGUCAACUCAGUCAACAAAGUCCCCUAUGGAUGCCACUAGUGCAGUCACUGGGUCAGUGAGCCUGCAAGGAAACGUGGAGGUGGUACCUGUGGGCUACUGGUCUCCCACGCGCCGCCUCUAUCAAACAACAGCUGCUUCGGUGAGGCUUAUGAGAGUGUGA